Messenger RNA from Neodiprion fabricii, 2231 nucleotides. Its product is annotated as cyclin-dependent kinase-like 4. Gene Ontology annotation, cellular component: nucleus. The record is from RefSeq and is a predicted model, not a curated record. Gene Ontology annotation, molecular function: cyclin-dependent protein serine/threonine kinase activity; ATP binding. NCBI's taxonomy places the organism in Eukaryota, Metazoa, Arthropoda, Insecta, Hymenoptera, Diprionidae. The coding region runs from base 486 to 1664 and encodes 392 amino acids. The transcript has 6 exons. Gene Ontology annotation, biological process: protein phosphorylation.
CCUGAUCCGCAAUGACGUCUCAUACCCAUACCAUCGGCAUCACGAUCAUGAUACCGCUAUUAUACACAACAAAAGUUAGAUUGCGUGGUGUGCGAUGAGAGCGUCAUCGUGCAGGAAAGUUGAAUUCAGUGAGUGAGUAUCACUCGUGUCAGGUGCAAGUAGAGAGGUUCCGCCCUGCAUCGUUCAAUGGGAUAAAUGCAGAAGAUCGAACGCGAGUGGGCACAAGAAGAAGAAGCAGAAUUGUCACUUUCAGCGAAUGCUAUGCGAUCGAAAACGUGUAAAGUUUGCACGUGUAACCGAUUGCACGAAAGACUAGUUGUGCGUAACUAAUUGGUUCGAUACGAAAAUUGGGGUGUAAGAACGAAUCAUCCUACCAUCAUCUGCGGUUCGGAAUACAUAAAAUGACCGAGGUAUCCGAGUUCGUGCCGUAAUUUAUGUGAAAUUUGGCGUAAAAACCGAUCGAUUGUCUUAUUUAUUGCCUUCGUAUGGAGAAAUGGCUUCAAGACAGAAAGCUUUGGUUAUUUGGUAGCACGUUACCUCUGCUGCCGAGAAGGUCCCGGGCGCCAAGCAAGACCAUGGAACGUUACGAGCGUCUUGCCAGGCUCGGUGAGGGAAGCUACGGUGUUGUUUUUCAAUGCCGAGAUCGUCAGACCGGGCGACUUGUCGCUGUGAAAAAGUUUCAACAGACGGAGGACGAUCCUCUGAUCCGUAAAAUCGCCCUCAGAGAAAUACGCUUGCUAAAGAACCUGAAGCAUCCGAACCUCGUGAACCUGCUGGAGGUGUUCAGGCGGAAGCGCAAGCUACACUUGGUCUUCGAAUACUGCGAGCACACGCUGCUGAACGAGAUGGAAAAAUUCCCCAAGGGUUGCCCGGACUCGACGACCCGUCAGCUGACCUGGCAGAUACUUCAGGGUAUCGCCUACUGCCACAGGCUCGGUUGCGUCCACAGGGACGUUAAGCCGGAAAACAUCCUUUUAACCAACGACGGUGUCGUCAAACUGUGCGAUUUCGGUUUCGCGAGGAUGCUAAGCCCUGGCGAAAACUACACCGAAUACGUCGCGACACGGUGGUACAGGGCACCCGAAUUAUUGGUAGGUGACACGCAGUACGGGACGCCGGUCGACGUCUGGGCGAUAGGAUGCGUGUUCGCGGAAUUGGUGAGGGGCCAGGCGUUGUGGCCGGGGAAAUCGGACGUCGAUCAGCUCUACCUGAUACGAAAAACUCUGGGCGAUUUGCUGCCGAGGCACAUAGCGAUAUUUCAGCAGAACGAAUUUUUCGCCGGUGUUACGCUGCCAGCGCCUCAGACGAUCACUCCCCUCGAAGAUUCUCUGCCCAACAGACCGAGUGCUCCGUUACAGAUCGACUUCCUUACGAAAUGCUUGGAUAAAGAUCCCGAGAAGAGAUGGACCUGCGAUCAGCUGUUGGAGCACCUAUACUUUGAAAAUUUUCACUUCAAAAUGCCGGACGUUGAGAUGGAAGAGUUUGAAAAAUUGCGAAAGUAUCGGGACAGAAGCAGAAAUGCGAACUACAGUCAAAUGGUAUUACCCCAGUUGCCCAAAGUUGGUAUGUCGCAUAACGUUCAUCACAAUCAGAAUGAAAAUCACCGGCCGAAAAGCUCGUCGAGACAGCAACAACCGAACUUCGAUCAUUUACCGACCAUAUGAGAGAUUCCUCGAAUUAUAAACCGGCAUAAUAAUGGUAACAAUAAGAAUAAGAAAAACAUAAAGAACUACGGCAUUAUUAUAAUAGUUAUAAUAGCAACAACGACGACAUUAUUUCUUAAAGUCUAUACUGUGAAAUAUACAAUUAUACUCACAUUCAUUAUCUCGCAAAGAUGCAUAAUCGUAUUAUUCAUAAAUGGCAUCUACAUCGUCGUUGUUGGCCGGUACUUGGAUGAUUUGUUUCCCAUCACAAUCACCGUUAUUAUUAGUACGAAAAAGACAUUGAUCCGUUCGAUUCCUGCAAACGGUUUGUAUAUUAUUAAAAUUUAUUAUAAUUACAAUUAUCACGAUUGUUAUUUUUAUUAUUACUAUCAUUAUUAUUAUUUUAUUCUUAGGCGCGGUUAUCGCGAUCGGCAAACCGUUAUUAUUAUUCUAUCAUCAGAACGUGAAUUUACAUUCCUAAAAAUGACUUACAAUUACUGUACGAAGAUUGUUGCUCUACAGCUUUACCCAUGUUUAAAUACGAGUAUCAUAUUCAGUGUCGAUAAUACAACGAAUAAAAUGUUAUUC